This is a messenger RNA of Pyrus x bretschneideri (Chinese white pear), 3011 nucleotides long. RefSeq lists its product as uncharacterized. Gene Ontology annotation, molecular function: protein binding; G-quadruplex RNA binding. The record is from RefSeq and is a predicted model, not a curated record. Gene Ontology annotation, cellular component: NSL complex; Ino80 complex; MLL1 complex. Lineage: Eukaryota; Viridiplantae; Streptophyta; Magnoliopsida; Rosales; Rosaceae. Gene Ontology annotation, biological process: positive regulation of transcription by RNA polymerase II.
CGUAAGCACUGAGAUACUCUCUCUCACCUGCACGACAAGCGAGAGAGAGAGAGAGAGAGAGAGAGAGAGAGAAACGGCUGAGUGGGUUGGCACGUGCCCUAAUGCCCCACCCAACUAAACCCCUAAAACCCCGCCUCUUUAAAAUCUCAGUCACCUGAGACCCCGGCGCCGUGCCCCACCGCUCAAUUCGCCGCCGUCCACGUUUCACAAAACCUCUGUAAAAUCCUUUCCUUGUAUGUUUUGUGUUUCCCUCAAAAACCCCUCCAGCCGCCACGAAGGCCUUCUUCCCUCCGCCUAUUUUCGUAAUUUCCCCUUUCUUCAAGCUUUUUCCAUGCUUCCGGAACAAGCACGCUCUAUAGAGAGAGAGAGAGAGAGAGAGAGAGGAGAGAGAGAGAGAGAGAGUCAGGCUGGCGGAGACCAUGGGUGCUCUCGCUCCGUUCUCUCAGUGGAUUCCCGCGGAUGAUAUUCUGCUCAAGAAAGCUGUUGAGGAUGGUGCUUCCUUGGAGUCACUUGCUAAAGGUGCAGUGCAUUUUUCUCGAAGAUUUACUGUUCGUGAACUGCAAGAUCGGUGGUAUUCUCUCCUGUAUGAUCCAGUAGUUUCUGAAGAUGCUUCUGCUCGCAUGAUUGAGUUUGAGAGUUCCACAACAACUGUUCCAUUUGACAGGACAGGAAAUUCAAAAGGAAAAAAAUGUGAGUCUGGGAAGAGAAAAGCUGAAAGUGUUUGUAGUAGUUACUAUGCAAUGCGUAAAAGGAUUUGCAAUGAGCCGUUUAAUUCCAUGGGCCUUAAUUUUCUUGUUGCACCAGGUAAUAACAACUAUGAUGGAAAUGGAGAUGAGCCUCUUUACGGAAAUUCGUCAGAUAUGGAUGCAAUGCAAAAUCUGAUGGAUGUUGGCACUGAUGAUACUUUUCAUAUGCUCCAGAACCCGGAUGGGAAUGAUUUUCAUAUGGAACAAGGUAAUAUUCAUGAAGAUAUUAUGACAUGGAAUGAAUCUAAGGUGGAUGAAUUCAAUCAUCCGGAAGGAUUGCCAGAUUGCAGCCUGUUCAAUGCCGAUGACAUAGGAAUGAAACCUCUGUUUACACUAGAUCAAAUUAAUGGCAACGAGGGAAACAUGUGCACAGAGUUUGAAGGGAACAAGGCCUUUAAUUCACCUGUUUCAAACACUGGUGCAUUGUUUAACAACUUGGAGUAUUCAUCUCCACUUCCAGCUAUGCCAGUUGAUGUUGAUCUUAGAGAACAUGAUAUAUGCACCAGUGAUUCUUUUGAACUUCAUGAAAACAUCGAUGCUAACAAGGCAAGAACAACAGAGGAUGAUGCUCAUAUUGGGAUGGAGGUGGCCACUGAAAUGCCAUGCUGUGAUUUCCAGAGUUCUGCAGCUCCUGUUUGUAAUGAAGGUUAUUUGGCAGAAUUGUCCAAUUCGCUUUUAAACUUUACGAAUGAGGAGCUCAUGCUCGUGACUGCUGAUGGAAAAGAUGUGAUUGAUAAAUCUUACUAUGAUGGCCUGAGCUCUCUUUUGUUGAGUUCACCGAAAAGGAUCCCAAAUGCUGAUGAACAUAUAGUCUGCCAUUCAGACACUCCAAUGCUAUCAUCUUCAACAGCUUCGAACUAUCAAAAUCCUGAAUUGAGGGAUGGAUUUAUCUGCUGCACAUUAAACACCGAGGACCCAGAAAUCCCAUGCAAUGGUGAUAUUUUUCUACCAAAUCGUUCAUCAACUUCUGAAGGGAAUAAGCCAAUAUCUUUGUGCACUAGUGGUUUCCCUGUUAAUAAGAGAAAUAAUCACACAGGGCCGUGCUUUAUGCAUAAAGAGCGAAAAAAUCUUGGAGAACCUCAUAGUACCUCUCAGAUUAAAGGAUCACAUUUCUUACAAGAAAAGGGUCGAAAAUCUCCACUAGGUAAUUUCGGAGUGAAAUUUGAGCUGUCUGAUGUCCCCAGUGAUGUGGCAUCUAAGAAUGCAGGUCAUGUUGGUGAAGGUCUGGGCCAAAUUGAUUCAGCCAAUCCAAGUACAAGUGUUCAACCUGGAAUCCUGAAGGAAGGCACUAGAGAGAGUAUGUCGGAAAAGCAUCUCAGUUAUAACUCAACUGAGUUUCAUGUGGAGAACCCAGAUUCUGGUGUCAUUAAAAGGAGCUUGAUCCAUCAGCUACAAUUAGGGACGAUAUAUCAUUACAUACGGAAGGGAUGCCCAUGUAUAUUGCUGAACCAAAUUAAAUCCCGAUACAUCGGAUCAGCUGGGGCUUUUGAGAGCGAUGAUGAUAUACCAUGCUAUUCGGAUAUAGAGGCAAUGGUACUUGAUAUGGAUUUGGACCCAGAUGACCAGGAUUUGUGUUCUAGUGAGGAAGUCUCAAAAUAUCAGGAUGAGGACGCUAAGAGGAGAAUCAUAAGGCUGGAGCAGUGUGCUUAUUCAUAUUUGCAAAGAGCCAUUGCAUCUCAUGGAGCUUUUGCCAUUUUGUAUGGACGUCAUUCUAAGCAUUACAUUAAGAAGUCGCAGGUUCUAUUGGGUAGAGCAACAGACGAUUCUGUUGUUGACAUUGACUUGGGAAGAGACGGUCGUGGUAAUAAGAUCUCUCGGAAACAGGCAAUGAUAAAUAUGGAUAAAGAUGGAUCCUUCCAUCUGAAAAAUCUUGGGAAGUGUUCAAUCUCGGUAAAUAGCAAGGAAGUAGCCCCUAGACAGAGUCUAAGCCUCAGUUCAAGUUGCUUGAUUGAGAUACGGGGAAUGCCAUUCAUAUUUGAGAUGAACCAAACACGCGUGAAGCAGUAUUUGGAAAGCAUCCCCCAAUAACUGAAGGCAAAGAGCACCGAUUGUGAAUGAUAGCGGUGGUGCCAAGAACGGUACAGUAUUCAGAAGGUGCUAAUUUUUCCUGCAGCUUCUGGGGUUCACUAGUUGAAGCCACUUCUCUUCUGUUGUAUACAAUUGUCGUUGAAGAAGGUGGUCUGUAAUUUGACAACAUAUUUACUUUCUGCUUAUUGUUUUUCUAUUCGAACUCAUAAAUCAAUAGGACCACAGUUUGUUUUUCUU